AUGCCAACUGCGACACCUCCGAGCUCUCAACCAUCCCCCGCUGCCUCACGGGGGCUCCGAAACCUCCAGCACGACGAGCGUGUUGCCAUCUACGAAUCGGUACUUGAGAUCAGUUCUAACGCACGAGAGUCCCUUCGCCAUGGCAGUCUGACGGCCGACGUCACCUCAAAAAUUCGCGGUAAUUCCGGUCGAAAAAGAGUCCGCACGCACGACGAAAUCAAGAAGGCCGUCCAAGUGGUCGACAUGUAUGCUCAGCAAACAAUGCGGGCGCUUGCGGCUCACAGCGGCAUACCGAAAACCACGCUUGUCCAACACAUGAAAGAAGAAAACAACUACAAGCAAGGUCCAGCUACGUCCGACCCCACCUGA
Messenger RNA from Aphanomyces astaci, 369 nucleotides. RefSeq lists its product as hypothetical. Lineage: Eukaryota; Oomycota; Saprolegniomycetes; Saprolegniales; Verrucalvaceae. The transcript has 3 exons. The record is from RefSeq and is a predicted model, not a curated record. Bases 1 to 369 code for a protein of 122 amino acids.